AGAGAGAGAGAAGGAAUCAACACUAAAAUGCUGGGACCCGUUCACAUAAGACCCCCGGACCCCAGUCCUUUCCUGGGUAUGAAGCGCAACACUUCAGUUAAACGGAGAAACGUCUCCUCGGAGCUGCAGUCCCGAUCCAUGUCACGCAGGAAAGGGAAGGAGAAGGACAGCGUCCUGGGGUUCGAGGUCCAUCGAUGUCUACACUGGCAGAACUGGGAGCUGGGGAAGGAGUACACCAAACACCUCCUUCUGAAGAAUGUCCGCCUGAGGACACAGAAGGUGAAGUUCAGCCCUCCGGCCAACACCUUCUUCAGCACAAUGUUCCCCCAGAUGGUGACACUGAGUGCCGGGACUUCAUUCUCCCUCCCCAUCACCUUCCGAGCCCUGGAGAAGCGUGAUUAUGAAGACUCAAUCGCUUUCGAGACAGAUGAAGGGAUUUUUUCCGUCUCCUUGCAAGCUACUCUCCCACGCCACGCACUCACCUUUCCAGGGGAGCUGACCUUACCUAUGUGUGCUGUGUUUGACUCCUCAGAGGCCAAGUUUAUCUUGCAGAGUACAUGUGACUUGCAGACCCAGUUCCGAUGGGACGUCCCGGGCCCUUUCCUUCUGAUCCCACAAAGCGGCGUGCUCGACCCCAGAUGUCAGAUCCGCACCAAGGUCUUAUUCCAGCCGCAGAUUGCACUUGUACACAAUGUGAUCGCCACAUGUCACUUUGGCCUGAACGAGGAAUAUAACAAAAGCAUACAGCUGACUGCAAUCGCCAAGUACCCCCAUCUCUUGGUAUCUGUUCCGGGAGAGACAGGUGAGGAUGCCUUAGAAGUGGGACCAGUUCUGCAGUUCGGCUGCAUUGGAGUGGGCAUGACGUCUGAGAAAAGUAUUGAAAUCUGCAACCUGUCAGUGGUGGAUGCUCCUUUCCGUAUCGAGAGGGAGAAGAGGCCAGCCCACAUGGACUGUCGUUUUUCUUGCGACAUUUCAAGCGCUGUAGUACCAGCCCAGGGCAAACUGAGAGUUCCCCUGCUGUUUAGUCCACAUAUAGUGGGCAUGGAAAGUGUGGAUUACUUCCAUGUCAUUCCAGCUGGGAAUCUCACAAAGUCUGUUCUAAAGGUUUCUGGAACUUGUAAAGGACCCCAUGUGUCUCUUCAGACUUCGGUUCUAAAUUUCGGUUUGGUGAAUUUGGGGGAAAAGAUCCUGCGUACCCUGGAAAUCACAAAUUCCUCAGAUGUCCCGGCACUCUUCCAGUUUGAUAUUGAUACCAGCGAAAGCGUUUUUUGCUUUGACCGGUCAUUUGGAACGCUGGGCCCCGGAGAGACUCAGAGUUUGAAGAUCACCUUCUCUCCAGUUCACCCAAUUCCUCAUAAUCGGAGAGUCGCUUGCCUCCUCCACCACCAGGAUCCUCUGUUUGUGGACUUGAUUGGCACUUGUCACUCGGACACGGAUAAGCCGGUCAUUGUGCUUCCUAAGCAUCUACACCUUUACAGAACAAACAUGGCACGGGGGCUGACAAUCUACCCACCGGAUAUCCUGGACGCCAUGAUAGAGGAAAGGAACCUAAGCAAGGAUAGUGACGGGGCUCUGGUUCUUCAGGAACAGCUUGAGGGCACUCCGGAGAAACAUCCUCUUCCUGAUGCUGCGUCUGAAUACUUCAAUGAUGACUUCAGCCAUGAGGACUCCACAUUGUUAUCACAUAUUACAGCCAGCACCAGAGACUUUGAUUUUGGUCGAUGUGUGGGACGCACACAAGAAAUGCUUCCCGAACCUCUUCCUCUGUCCUUGACCAAUCGCACUAAGGGGAAAGUGACUGUCAUGUGGACCUGCAAACCUCACAGCCCAUUCCGGGUCACCCCAGAAGUCACCGACAUCCCACCGCUGAAGUCCACGGCCUUCAGAGUGGUCUUCCAACCCUCACAGAUAAAUACUUUGUAUGAGGCGGAACUGGAGGGCUUCAUCUUCUACAAGGUUCUGCGGGAUUAUCGGAAUGUAAAAGACGCCACCGUCUGCCCCCCUUGGUGCAUUACCCUGCGGGUGAGAGGGCACACCUUUGAGUUAGGACAGGAGCACUUUGUACCCAGCUGUAUUCUGGAUUCUCCUCGCAUGGUUUUUCCGCCAGUGAGACAAGAUGAGCACACACAUCGCAGUUUGCUGAUAAAGAACACAGGCUCCAUGAUAAUGACUUAUGUCAUAGACCAGAAGAGUUGCCCCAAUGUCCGGGUGAAGCCAGACUCUGGUCACCUGGCACCCGGAUCUCAUCAAGUAUUGCUGGUAAGGACCAGCCCUCAAGAAACUGGACUGAUAAGGAAGACUCUACCACUGCAGCUCAAUUACAGUCCUGACUUCACUCAGGACAUUGUCCUGUUUUGUAGAGCUGAAACCCCUGAACUCGACCUAGAAAAGGAGGGAAGACUUUACUUUAAGCCGACCUAUGUGGGGACAGAGUCUGAGAGCUCCUACUCUGUGAAGAACUGCUGCAGAGUCCCGCUGCACUUUGAGUGGAAGAUUCCGCAUGCUGACCUAUCCCAUAUUUCAGUCAGUCCCUGCAACGGGAUUAUUAGACCAAAUGAGACCUUGUCACAGACUUGGUCAUUUGUUCCACAAGAUGAAAGAAAUUACUUUAUUAAAGCUACGGUACUGUCUUGGCCAGCUGAUGAAUCCUCCGAGCCGGUAUGGAGAAGUCGUUCCACCCUGCGUAUCACCGGAGAGGGCUGCAGGGGCUCAUUGUCAACUCAGCAAGAGCUCCUGGAUUUAGGCAACAUUUUGAUUGGCAGUUUCCAGUCACAUGAUCUGGUUCUAUCAAAUGAUGGGAACUGCACCCUGGAAUAUACACUGAGUGCCAAGCAGGAGAUUACCGGACCAUGUGACCCGGACGAGGUCAUUACCGACCCAAUAGCUCUAGAGUUUGAUCCUAGUAAAGGGAGGCUACCAGCCCGUACCAAGCUAAAGGUGAGAAUAACAGCCCGCCCGGCCCGCAGACUCUCCUAUACCUGGACAAUCAGCUAUUGCAUCCUCUCUCCAAAAGCUCUGGAUCCUGCAAACAGAAUCACAGGGGAGCAGUUUCUGUGCAGUGUGACAGCACAGGGAGUCUACCCGACAUUCACUGUGGUUGAUGCAUGUCCAGUGGGCAGUGCCAGCGCCCUUACCAAGACUCAGCUAUGGAGGCUUUUUUCACUGGAGAGACUUAACUCCUGUCUACAAAGUGACCCCACACCUCCAGAGCUAAUAUAUCGAGUUCCCACUAGACACAGCACUCGCACGUGUCCCCCUGUGAACACCCCAGUCUUGCUGGACUUCAACUUCGGAGCCGCCCCUGUGGGCUCAGAGCCAUUUGUGGCCGUUCUUUUGCUGGAGAAUAAUGGCGUAUUACCUGUAAAUUGGGACUUUUUAUACCCGGCGGACCAGCAGAUCGAGCUGGAGUUCUGGGCUGAGACUUGGGAGUUUGAUCCUAGCGAGAUCCACCAGAUGAGAAUACAGGACAACAAACUGUUUACAGUCAACCCAAAAUCGGGGUUGCUUAGACCUGGCCAGCAACAAACAGUUCAGCUGUCCUACAGACAUAACUUUGUUGGAACUGAUCGCUUGCCUGUCCUGCUGAAGGUAUCACAUGGGCGGGAGAUUCUGUUAAAUUUCAUUGGAGUGACAGUAGAAAAGGAACAGCGUUAUGUGCACUUCACAUCUACGAAGCAUCAAUUUACACCAGUGGCUAUCGGCAGCUCCAGUCCACCUAAACAGGUCUAUGAACUGUAUAAUGGGGGCUCUGUGGCAGUUAUCUAUGAGAUCCAGCUGGAACCACUGAGAGAAGUUCAGGAGCAGAAUUAUCAUCACCCCAUCUUCCAGUGCUUGAAUCCCAGAGGGGAGAUAUUACCAGGUGCAACUGCCUAUGUGGAAUGGAUCUUCUCACCGAUGGAGGCCAAAAGCUAUUCAGUAACUGUUCCUGUGCAUAUCUUAGGAGGAGACUCUGCUCUCAUUACCCUCGAAGGGAUUGGCUAUGAACGUAGUGUACUGGGGGAUACGGCUGUGUUUGGGGAUAUUUCCCCCAUAGCUGCCACUUCGAGGCUCUUACCCCCUAGACAGGUCCCUCGCUUGACUCAGCAGAAGUUGGCGUUUGGAGAUAUCCCCGUCUUCUCUAAGUCCAGCCAGUUGCUGUUUCUGAAUAACGCCUCUGAGAGUGAGGCCCUGCUCUUCACAUGGUAUGCCGGUUCCCCAAACGCCAGUGAGGUUCUUCAGGUCUUACCACUUUCGGGUACUGUGAAGCCGGGUGAGAGUGUUAAUGUGGUGGUUACCCUUCAGUCUGGAGAACAGGCGUCAUUCUACACUCUGGAGCUGGUGUGUGAGAUCUUCAUGGAGAAGGCCCUCGCUGAGUAUGAACGGGCUGUCAGAGACUGGGAGGAACAAGAGGAGCGGCAGAUGGUAGAAUUCACAAUUCAUGAACCAGCUUCUGAGAAGAGUUUUCAGAUGAGCUACCUGAAGUCCGGUGGUUCUGGAAGAAGCCAAAAUAAAAACCAGCUGACUGAGAUCAGAAGAUACAAGACUCUACCACCUAUCAAGAACGGUGACUAUGCCCGACCACCGGUCAGCCGAGACAGGGAGAGCCGCCGGGCGCAAAAAGAAAGUCCGAAAUUUCGAGCUCGGCCCGAGCCACCUCUGCCCAUCCAGCUUCACCUGUCAGUGACUGGCAGAUCCCACCACACACCGGAUUUUCUCAACCAAUUCCAGAACGACUUCCAGCGUCACUUCCAGCAGAGUUUGUACAGGUUACCCAAGAAGAAGAUGGAAAAGGCCGUUCCUGUGGCCCUUCAGCCAGAGACAGGAGAACCAGACAGACACCCUGGAAAACCCACCAAAGCAAUGCAAGAAAUGGCUACAGACAUCAUGGCGGCAGUAAUUAGGAAUCUCCUGGAUGAUAAGCAGUUUCACGAAGCGCUGGAGGAAAUACAGAACGAUCCUCUGCCCUACUUCAGCCAAUUUCGCAGCCAAGAAAUCUCCCCUGAAACUUCCAGCAUCCCAUUGGCUGAAGAACUAAGUUCAGAACACACGCCAUCCAAUGCCAUGACGGCAGAAGUAGAGGAGGAAGAGGACAAGUCAUCCAUGUCUCAGUUCAUAACGGUCCCAGAACACAGAAAGAGUGACGCAGAACAAACUGGUUUAGGACAAGAGGAACUGAAAGAAACAAUCAAAAGGGCUCCACUCUUCAGCCAGCUCGUAGAGUCUAUUCUGGAGAACACUCUACAGAACAUCGUAACUGAAGCCAAUCGAGGGGAAGUGGUGCUUACAACUCGUCCGCGUGUCAUCGCUCUGCCACCUGCCACCCCAAGGGGGAUCACACCGACCUCGUUCAGAACACCAUCUGUGGCACACAAUGUACCGGCCAAUUCAAUGACUCCAGAAGAUCCAGGACCUGCUCCACCCACAGAUAUUAAAUAGGGAACUCUGCGUCCGGCACGCGGUGUCAUAUGACAAGGUUACCUGGCAAGGUUCUCCAUCCUUCAUCAAAUUCACUACACAUUAUUUUAUUAAUAAAAAGGUUCUGCUUGUGUACCUGUA
This is a messenger RNA of Rana temporaria (common frog), 5535 nucleotides long. It is a transcript of the gene CFAP65, whose product is annotated as cilia and flagella associated protein 65. The transcript is spliced from 33 exons. Lineage: Eukaryota; Metazoa; Chordata; Amphibia; Anura; Ranidae. Bases 28 to 5415 code for a protein of 1795 amino acids. The record is from RefSeq and is a predicted model, not a curated record.